Molecule: messenger RNA, 1284 nt
Organism: Cutaneotrichosporon oleaginosum
Lineage: Eukaryota; Fungi; Basidiomycota; Tremellomycetes; Trichosporonales; Trichosporonaceae
Source: RefSeq, a predicted model, not a curated record
AUGCCUCCCACCUCCGUCACCAUCGCUCUCCGCCCCAUGGACGCUGCCUCCGCCUCAAAGUUCCACCUUCCGUCCAUGGCCACCAACAACACCAACACCACUACUACUACUACUACUACUACCACCACCACGCCCCACAAUACCGUCACCCUCGCCCCUCGUCUCCCCUCCUCUCCCAAGCCAAAGCCUGCCAAUACCCAAACCCCCAUCUCAGCAAACCAGAAGCGCAAGCUCGUCCCCAUGCCCAUGCCCACAGAGGAACUACUCUCUUCCACCAUGGUCGCUCAGAACGCCUCCAUCGUCGAUCGCUGUCUCUCUCGUGUCCACGUCGUCAGCCCCCCUCUCAAGCCCGGCAAGCGUAACUCGCAUCAGCACACUCCCGCCCUUUCCCCAGUUCCUACCGGCUCCACCACCAACCCCCACCCCUACUCGCCUACCAUCGACCUCUCCAACAGUCGUAGUUCCGUGCCCUCGCCCCAGGAGCUCGCUCGCGCCGAGCGUGCAGAGGAGGAAAAGGCUCGCCAGAAGAAGGAAAAUGCUGCUGCAGCCCGUGCAGCCGCUGCCCUGGCUCGCCGCCGCAGGGCCCACCGCUCCAGCCGCAACUCUCGUAUGCCCUCGGCUUCGGCCUCUGCCUCGGCCACCCCUGCUACCAUGAUUCCACCCAUCCAGCGUGCGGUGGCGCGUGAGCGCGCUCUCUCUGUCGAGUCUGCUUCCAGCCGAGAAGCCAGACACAUGGCCGGUUUUGCGGCUUCCGCAGAAGCCGUGGUUGUUCAAGUCGAAGCUGAAGCUGCCUCCGCCGCUGACGCUGCUGGCCCUGUGAGUCGCUCGCUCAAGCGCACUCGCAGCACUGGUCUCGGUACUACUACUACUACUCCUGGAACUGCCGCGGUCAGUACCCACUCGCCGCUGCGCACAGUGACUGCUGCGGACGAGCACACGUCCCCGCCCAUGAACGACUAUGUGCCGCGCAAGCGCUCACGCCUUGCCAUCUCGUCGGUCUCGCCGACGGGCUCGGCAUCCUCGCUUCCCGAGAAUGGAGCCCAGUCCGCCGCGCCGCGCCGGAGCCCGCGCGCGAGAACCCGCGCGAGCCUGUCCCCCGUCGAGCCCACGUCAGCGGCCAUGCGGCGCGCCGUCAGCGCGACGGAGCGCACGAACGGGCGCAGCACGCGCGGCAACAGCGCCGCGCCGCGCACAUCGAGUGCGGGGCCGGAAGGCGGGGGCCGCGAGCGUGCGCGCCGCGACACGCAGCCGCCGUCGCACAUGCGCGACUACAAGACGGCAUAA